Podarcis lilfordi (Lilford's wall lizard) is the source of this 4598-nucleotide messenger RNA. NCBI's taxonomy places the organism in Eukaryota, Metazoa, Chordata, Lepidosauria, Squamata, Lacertidae. The record is from the annotation of a GenBank genome assembly.
AUGGCACUUAAAUUCAUGGUGCAGCUCACAUUUAAGCUGGUGCUGCUCAGGAAGGUGCUAUUUAGGAAAAUGCAGCUGUUUUGCCGUUUACUCCUCUUGUUUUAUCUUUGCAGAGCUCAAACCCCCACAUGCCCACGGAAAUGCCACUGUGACUUGGCAGGGAGAGUGCAGUGCUAUAGAGUUGGAGAAGUGCCUAAAGAGAUUGCUAAAACUACCAGGGGAAUUUACAUCAGCCAUGGCAAGAUCAAACACCUCCAGGUAGGAUGGUUUAUUCAUCAGCUAACCUACAUUUUCAAAUUACAGUGGCAAGGUGCAAAAGAGGACAGACUUAUUACAUAUGCAAUCUUUGUAUAGGAUGCAGAAUUUGGUACUGGAGGUUUUAUUGGGAGGGUGGGGUUACAAUUGCCUCUACAGAUAUUUCCUUUCCUAUACUGCUGUUACAAUAUCAGGAGCCCUCUUCUCCUAUGUGUCUGCUGCUAAUAAUCAUCAUCAUCAUCAUCAUCAUCAUCAUCUUGUUCCAUGUUUUAAACUGAACCUUGUAGCCCAGGGCUAUGAACUCAGAUCUAAGCCUAUUAUUAAUAAUAAUAUUAAUAUUAUUAUUAUUACCUUAGUUCUGAGUGCACAGCCUUGGGCUACAAGGUUCAGUUUAAAACAAGCUCCCUUUUAUUUUGUCUAAAUAAAAACCAUCAUCCAGUGUUCCCUUCUGAAUUUUAGAGAACACUUCCCCCUGCUUGGUGUCAGGUGUGGGGAACCACUGGCCCCUCCAAAUGUUGCUGAACUGUGACUCCCAGCAAGGGCAAGGGAUGAUGGGAGUUGUAGUUCAGCAACAUUAGGAGGGCAAAAGGUUCCCCACAUCUGUUCUAUAUUAAAACACACGGCAUAUUUUUAUACUGUACUUCAUAAAAAUUCCAGUUUGACUUAACAACAGUUAAACACAAUUUAAUACAAUAAUAAUUAAAACAAGGUAAAUAAAAGCACAUAAAUAAGCAGACUAAAAGACAAACAAUAGCCAGACUAUCCAUCAGAGGUUGUUAUCAGUAAGCCACAAAUGCUUGGGCAAAUCAGGUGACCAAAACAUAACACACAUGACUUGUAGCAGGUACCGUAAGUUCUAGCAGCAGAAUAGUAUUGUCAUAUAUUAAAUAUCAUCCAUAAUAUUCAAAUAUUUAUGACGUUAUACAGCUGUUUUCCAUUACCAUUGAGAGAACUAAAUUUAUUUCAUUUGAACAUGUACAAAAAAUAACCUUUCCUCUGUACAAGUUCAAUGCAUGGUAUUGGUAGUUCUGCAACAGUGUUGCCAAAUGGCACAGCCUAUUCCUGUCCCUUUAACAGUUUUAAUAAGCAAAUAAGCAGAAAAAGCGGCAUAUUCUAGGAUCAAAUAAGAAAACAGGACAACUUAUUUAAAUCAGAGACAUCCCUGGAAAAUAGGGGCACUAGGAGGGUCUGUAUACACACAGAGUAUUAGCCACAAUUGUGGGUGAUUACAUAGCAGCAAAUCUUGGGUUUGCCACCCAAUGCGCCCUUGAUUGAAAACCAUAACUGACCCUGUCUUACAAAUGUUGCUCUAAUAUGUGUGGACAGAUCUGUUUAUUACAGCCAAAAUUUACUUUUACCUCUUGUACAUUAGACAGACCAAUAAAUGUUCUUACACAAAUAGGUUUGUUUGCUCAUUAGUACAAAGUGUAACCACAAUUUCAUGGGCAAGAAAAAUAGUAUUUGCAUGUCAUGACCAGAAAAGAAAAAUGGAGGUUCUUAUCAGGGUAAUUGACUAUUUUGUCAACUACUGACCGGAUAGCCAGUUGUAACACAAACCUGUAGAGCACCUUUGCACAAAGGGCUGUUUUGUUCUUUCUUCUUAAAACUUCUAAAAGAAGUGCCAAAAUUUAUGUCAUGAGAUGAUGCUAGCAUUUUCUUGUGUGCUCUACAAAAAUAGAAACCAUCUCUGAACUGAUGUAUGAAGAUAUUUCAAAUAAAGCACACAGUCAAGCCAAACUAAGUAAUUUAAAAAUCCAUGGUUCUACAACUCACAACACUUCAAUUCUAGAAUCAGAAUAGUGUUGCCAUAUAUUGGAUAUCGUCCUUUAUAUUAUUAAAAAAAUUCUUUUCAGUUCAUUAAUUUUUUACUGCUGAAUCAUGAAAAGAUAUAUUUCUAAAUUCAACAGAAAUAUUGUUUUAUAACUAACAAAUGCUUUGUUUAAUUUGAAAUACUAAUGUUUCUAAAGGCACAUUCUAAUUAAGACAUGUAUCCCAGAAGGAAACUCAGCAAUUCUAAUUUUCAUAAUAUUCUAAUCUUUACAAUGCUAGCCUAUGCGCUGUAAAUAUUAGAGCUCAGUGGGGUUUACUCCCAGGUAAAUCUGAAUAGUAUAGUGUUUGUUCCAUGCCAAGCCUCUAGAGGGCUCCAACUUGCCAUGAAACAUGGACAAAAUCUAGUUUGGCUAAAAUUAAAUCAUGCUCACGUACCAUAUAAUAUUGUUCUUGCAUAACUCCCGUUUAUUUGAAUGAUGAUUUGUGGCCAUUCCAUGAAACUAAAUCCAUCUCUGAAUUAGCUUGGCCAGAAAUAAUUUUGUUGUGGCUUUUGUCCUUUAGAUCACUGACAUCAGCAGCAUGUCUGCCCUUGAAGAAUUUGUCCUGACCUGGAGUGGGACAGAAUCAGUGGAGAAUAACACUUUCAAAGCUCUGGAUGCAUUGAGGACUUUGGAACUUCGGAAAAAUAAACUAAGGCACAUACCUACCUUGCUUCCAGGAAGCCUUGAAGUACUGAAGCUGGGGGACAAUUUAAUAAGUGUUGUACAUGAAUCUAAUUUUGAAGGUUUACAAAAAUUAAGGGUACUUGAAAUACAAAGCAAUGUGAUUUUGGCUCUUUCUUUUAGUACUCUCUCCUCCCUCAGCAGCUUACAAAGUUUGACUUUGGAUGGAAAUAAUAUGGAAUAUGUGUCUGGAACCUUCUACCUACCCAACCUAAAGUAUCUUAGCAUGGAAAACAAUAAGCUGCAAUCUUUCUCAGGAGGAUUUUUUAUAUCUCUUUGCAAUUUGCUAUUUCUCAACUUAAAUGGCAAUUUACUGACAAGCACCCCUUCAGAUCUGCCUGCAUCUUUAUUGACAUUGAAGUUAGAGAGAAACCAGCUCAAAAUGCUAAAAUUUGGAGAUAUGAGGCAAAUGGCAAACUUGUCAGAGCUUUUCCUGUCUGAAAAUCAGCUUUCAUCACUUGAGGGCGUAGAGUUUCUUUCCAGUUUAACUAGACUGGAGCUGUCUGGGAAUAAGCUCCAGAUAAUCCCAUCUAGAUUACCAGUCACGCUACAGAAAUUUGAUUGCAGCAAUAACCUGAUUGAGAGAAUAAAGGCGCAAGAUUUCAGGGAACUACAUAGCCUAAAGCACUUGUUCCUUGACAACAACGUUGUUGCCACAUUUGAAGAUGGGGCACUUCAGAACUGCACGCAACUGUCUAAUCUGGCACUUGAACAAAAUCUACUUAGUUCUAUUCCAUUAAGGUAUGUGACUGGAUUGGGCUCCCCUUUUCACACCUGCAACAACUGUAAGAAAACUAGGUGUGCCACUGCAAAAUACUUAAAUGACUGGGAUAAAUUAAAGCCAGUGUGGCAUAAUGAUAGAGUCAGCUGAGAACUGUGGAAACACCAGUUCAAAUCCCCACUCGGCCAUGAAAUUCACUGGAGAACUCUAGGCAACUCACUGUUUCUCAGCUUAACCUACCUCACAGGCCUGUUGCCACGAUAAAAUGGGGAGGCGUGACUGUGCAUGCUGCCUUGAACUGAAUGGCGAAAUGGUGGGAUAUCAAACAAAUAAUGAAUAGAGAUUGAUAUUGCUUCAGAACAGAUCAAUGUGCAAACAGCAUACAUGUCACUUAUUUCAGUGCAGUGGCCAGAUUUUUGAGUCUAGAAUCUGAUUUCUAAACACAGGCGCCAGGACUCAUGCCUCCCAGGAAACCAAUUUAGUCUAAACCACUGUAUUCCAAAGAUGAGUCCUUGCUCAAAUUACUCCCUAGUCUGGUUUAUGUGCAAGAAAUUGGUUUCAAAUCACUUUUCUACUAUAAUGCUAACUGGGUGGCCUUCAGGCAAGGCAUUAUUUCUCAGCCUAAUGACAGGCUUCUUGUUUUAAGGUACUACAUAAAACAAUGUUUCUUUCUUUACUUCAGACUCCCACAUACACUAGCCAGACUGGAUCUGAAAGGAAACAGCAUACAAAGAAUUAAGGAGCAGGAACUGAAGAAUUUAAGGCACCUGCAGGUCUUAAACCUACGGAACAACAAUAUAUCCACCAUAGAUCACAGUCUCUGGAAAUAUUUACCUCGACUCAGAUACCUAUAUCUGGACAGCAACCCAUGGAAUUGCACUUGCGAAUUCCUCAAAACCAGAAGGGUGCUCACAGCCAAAGGCAUAGAUGUUAAAGGAGGAAAAUGUAAAGCACCAUCAGAAAGCCAGGGUGAAAGCUGGAUGUCUUCAAAAAAGGUUCUGCAUUUGUGUGCACACAACAAUCUGUAUUCAUUAGAAGAAGGAGACGAAAUAGGAAAGAACACAAGCGUUGAUAAUCCCUCCAGUCUCAGAGUAAACAUGGAUGAUUAUUAUGAUUAUGAAAUAUAUUAA